Hypoxylon fragiforme is the source of this 1916-nucleotide messenger RNA. Its product is annotated as MFS general substrate transporter. The coding region runs from base 318 to 1799 and encodes 493 amino acids. Gene Ontology annotation, biological process: transmembrane transport. The record is from RefSeq and is a predicted model, not a curated record. Lineage: Eukaryota; Fungi; Ascomycota; Sordariomycetes; Xylariales; Hypoxylaceae. Gene Ontology annotation, molecular function: transmembrane transporter activity. Gene Ontology annotation, cellular component: fungal-type vacuole membrane. The transcript is spliced from 4 exons.
CGGUCACCUUUUUGCCCCGGAUUUAUGCACGUCGGCUCCACAAUGGAGCCAACCGGAGCGGCACUCGUCAAGUCGAUGGAGCCCUGAAGGGCGUAUUACCAAGUUAUGUUGCUAAUAACCGGCCAAUGGGGCCGAAGACGGAGCAUAGAGAGAAGUGUUGCUGUAACAUGUGCUUAUACCGAUGUUCCUUUUAAGAGUUUGCCAAUCUGCUUUAUUUUAUGAUUUUGUGAUGGCCGUAGUGGGUAAAGCUUCCCUAUAUUCUUUCAUUCCAAGCUCCAAUUGUUGUCGUUUUACCUACAUAGAACCUACAUAGAAUCAUGUCGAACCAGGACACUAACGACCACGAGGAGGAGAAGGGCCGCUCGGCUCUGACAGGGACCCAUGAAGAUAGUGGAUCCAACGCUUCCUUUUAUGGUGACAAUGAGAAUGAGACUGAGCAAGAUGCCAUCCAACGACAGAAGACCAAAGAGGGGCCUAGCGAUGUAUGCCGAAACCAACCUAAAGACAAGCGGCUGAGACCGUCGGGGGAAAUUAGGAGAACUGCGAGCAAUGCACUCUCGCAUGUUGCCUCACGCCUUACCACAAGGGACUGGCCAGAACCACCACCCCCGCCAGAUGGAGGUGCUAAUGCUUGGUUACAAGUUGCCAUGGGAUGGCUAGUCAUCUUCACCACGUGGGGGUGGGUAAACUCGUUCGGUAGUUUCCAGACCUACUACAGCUCGGUACUGCCACAAUCCCCGUCGGCGAUCUCAUGGAUCGGGUCGCUCCAGAUAUGGUUUUGCUUGAUCAUCGGAGUGUUUUCCGGUCGCUUGUUCGAUGCAGGCCUCUUCCUGCCUACCUUUAUGGUUGGUGCAGUCGUCCAAGUGCUUGGCAUUUUCCUAAUGAGCCUCUCGACGCAGUACUGGUCACUGAUGCUGAGCCAAAUAUGUACAGGCAUCGGCAGUGGAAUCAUCUUCACCCCCUCCCUCGCCCUCGUCACAACCUACUUCAAUAAAAGGCGAGGUCUUGCAGUUGGCCUCGCGACGACGGGGAACUCCGCCGGCGGCAUCGUCUACCCCCUAGUCGUCCGACAGCUACUCCCGACAUUGGGCUUCGCAUGGACGACAAGAGUGCUGGGGUUCAUCAACGUCGCGUGCCUUUCCAUCGUGAUCGCAUUCAUGCGUCCGCGCCUGCCGCCUAGGAAAUCCGGCCCCCUGAUCGAGUUUGCGGCAUUCCGUGAAUGGGUGUACAAUGGCGUUGUGGCGGGCAUAUUCGCAACGUCGAUGGCGAAUUACUUUACCUUUUACUAUAUUGCAUCUUUCGGCCGCGAAACACUCGGCCUCUCCUACUCCUCCGCCUCAAUCAUGGUGAUCCUCAUCAACGGCGCCGGGAUCAUCUUCCGCGUCAUCCCCCCAAUCAUCGCGGACCGCAUCGGGCCCGUCAACGUGAUGUUCCCCGUAACCCUCGCCUGGGCCAUCGUCGCGUUCUGCUGGCUCGCCGUCGACGACAUCCCGGGCCUGUACAUCUUCACGUGUUUCUACGGCAUAUGCUCCGGCAGCUUCCAGUGUCUCACCGCCACCUGCAUCGCCAGCGUCACCAAACGGCUCGACACGGUGGGCACGCGAUUGGGGAUGGCUUUCAGCAUUUCGUCGUUUGCGGCGUUGACGGGGCCCCCGAUUGGCGGGGCCAUACAGGCGGCUAACGGCGGCAAGUUCACGGGGGCACAGGCGUGGGCGGCGAUCAUGAGCUUUAUUGGGUUUAUCUGCUUUGCGUUUGUGAGGGUGCAGAAGGGCGGCUGGACUUUGGCUGUGAAAUGUUGAAGUAAGGGGUGUGGGCAUGACUGACUGACUAACGGAUUACGAUUGAAUGGAAUGAAAAUGGGAAGACUGGGUAACAAAGAAGGGGAUAUAUAUUCUUAUGUAAUGCCUAAUAUAAUA